Molecule: messenger RNA, 1781 nt
Organism: Lytechinus variegatus (green sea urchin)
Lineage: Eukaryota; Metazoa; Echinodermata; Echinoidea; Temnopleuroida; Toxopneustidae
Exons: 13
Coding region: 91-1539 (482 amino acids)
Biological process (GO): lipid metabolic process
Molecular function (GO): phosphoric diester hydrolase activity
Source: RefSeq, a predicted model, not a curated record
GAUUGUUUGCUUGAUCAGACUACCAUUGAAAUACGUUAUACCUAUACUAACACAGAAUUCAAUCAGUCUGACGAUUCGAAUUAUCUUAACAUGGCGCAGGUUCCAGUUCAGAAGUAUUUUCUCGGAUUUUUCAUUAUUUUCCAGGUUAUUUUGGGCUAUCAUACAUCUUCGAGUGCAGAUUGCCAAGGAAUAAGCUCAGAAGUAACAUGUACGUGUGAUGAUUUUGGUCAUUGUGAGAGAGGAACAGUACAAGUAGACCCAUGGCUGCAAAAUACACUCAGGACACAGAUGGAUGUUCAGCUCGAUCUACCGUUCAACCAUGUCCAAUUUUUAGACGCACAUAAUUCAUACAAUACCAGACCAUAUGGAUACUUAUAUGGGGCAAACGAUACGUGUUUGUGGCCGCCCCCAUACGACCCAAGCCGUUGCACUGGGAUUGCUAACCAGGAGUUCAGUUUGACAGACCUUCUCAACAUGGGAAUCAGAGCGAUUGAACUCGAUAACUGGUAUUGCGAAGAUGAGAUGCGCAUAGCUCAUCUUGGAUCGACCAUUGAUCAAGAAUGUAACAGCGGUCAUGUGCUAUUUUCUGAACCCGUUGCCGAGAUUGGGGCGUGGCUAGACGAUCACGAGGGCGAGUUCGUCAGAAUCUACAUGAAUGAAAAGUAUGACCAGGGUAAUGAUGGAGAAGUGAACGGGCCCUUCGAACGUUACCUUGGUGAUCGAGUAUUAACACCGGCCAACCUUAGAAUCGACUACAACAACGAGUGGCCCACACUAAGGACCAUGCGAGAAGAUGGUAAGGAUGUAGUGAUUGCACAUAUUGCUACGGCGGGAACCGGUGAUUUUUACCUUCACCAAGGAAAGUUUAUCCAUCCCGGAUAUUGGCAGGAUAAAAAACAGAAUGAGUUUUCAAAUUAUCCCCAAUGUGGAGGUAAGAACUCAACUAAUGCUCUUCGUUUCUACAGUGACAGUACUCAUUUCUUAUUCGAGAACGACUACAUUGAUGGUCCGACACGCGUAGGGAUCAUCGAUGACUUUAGCGAGUUUAUCAAGUGUGGGAUCCAGUUUCCCGCCGGUGAUCAGGUUCACCCUCAGCUGAUGGAGACGGCUGUCUAUACAUGGGCUAAAGGAGAACCGGCGACGCCGAUCACCGAUUCGACGUCGUGUGUCAUGCUCAGUGGCACUGAUAAUCGCUGGUACACACCGACAGACUGCAAUCAGGAACUCUACUUUGCAUGUCAGAAUGUCUUUGAUACUGAAGACUGGACAUUGAGUGUAUCCGUCGGGAGUUAUGACGUAAACACACAAGCAUGCCCAGAUGGAUACAGAUUCGCGCUACCUCAAAAUGGAUUCCAACAUCAAAAGAUGUUGGAAGGAAUUGAUAAUGCUGACGUUUGGCUCAACGUUGCUCCUCUUCUCGAUGAUUACCAGCCACCGGUACUGCCUACUAUAGCACCAACGGAGGGUGGAACUCAGGCAGUCACCGCGGUCAUAUCAGUGGUCGUCCUUGCUGCAGCCUCCGCACUUUUCAUCCUAUAGAAUCCUGUCGCGAUCACUCGAGGCUGCUAAGAAUCGUUAUUUUAGGGACAUCUGUUCGUAUUGAUAUUUUAUAGUCAUCUCAAUAUGUAUCGCUGUCAUUUUUUGUGGUUUAUAUAGGGCCGGGGGGGGGUAUAGCUACCAAUAUUCGGGGCAGCGCCACGUAGAAGAGGCAAGGACCUGGUCAUGGAGGAUUAUCUAUUGACUUACUGGGGGUGGUGUACCUAUAUGAUAAUAAUAAUAAU